CACGCUUCGUGGCCCCGUAUACUUUCUAAUUCUCAUGCCUCCGCAAUAAUUUAUACCGCCUUCACUGCUCCAGCCUCGACCCGCGCGCUGUUCGCCCCGCUGCCUUUUCUAGCACCGCCCCCUGACUUCGAACGCGCGCUCCGGAGAGCCCUCCCUCGCCAUGCGGAAGAGCGUACUCAUAUUCCUGGUUACGAACAUCUUCAUUGUCGCCCUGCUCGUCCACAGCGUCUGGACUCUGAUCACGCUGCUGUUCGUCAAUGGCUUCGAGGACCAGAUCUCGCGCGCUGAGCUGCCCGCGCCCAACUCCACCGCAAUCAGCUCGCGGCCGCAAUUGAUCCCCAAAAUCAUCCACCAGACCUACAUAAACGAGAGCAUACCCACACACUGGCAAGGACCUCAGCAGAGUUGUUUGGACCUCCACCCGGACUACGAGUAUAAGUUGUGGACUGACAAGAAAUCGCGCGAAUUUAUUUCUACCCACUAUCCGUGGUUUCUCGAGCCUUUCGACGGUUAUGAAUUCCCUAUCCAGAGGGCAGACGCAAUACGAUACUUUGUGCUCACCCAUUUUGGAGGAAUUUAUAUUGAUCUAGACGAUGGUUGCAACCGCAGUCUUGAUCCUCUUCUCGCCUACUCCGCCUGGGUCCGCCGUACCACUCCCACUGGUAUCUCCAACGACGCAAUGGGUGCUGUACCCCACCACCCCUUCUUCCUCAAGGCGAUCGACUCUCUCCCGGAUUACAACCGCAACUGGCUGCUACCCUACAUCACCGUCAUGGCAUCCACCGGGCCUCUCUUCCUGAGUAUAAUCUGGCGCCAUUACAACAGUGCUACACCUAGCCCCUCGGAGAACGACCGCGUCCGUGUACUAUUCCCAGACGAGUAUAACAACCAUCCCUGGAGCUUUUUCACACAUCACCGCGGUAGCAGCUGGCACGGAAACGACGUGCGAUUAAUUUUCUGGAUGGGGAAUCACUGGGCCUUACUGACUUUCAUGGGCUUCCUCGUCGGCUUCACCGUCAUCUUCUUCAUCUGGUGGUUCUGCAACCGCACCGUUCUCAAAGGCGGUCGCAAAACCUUCUUCCUCCCCGAAGGCAUCCGCUCCGUCAUCUACCGCAGCGUCAGCAGCAAGGACUACGAGCUCCUCGACCGCCAUGAAGUUUAAACACGCUUAACCCCUGUAUAAUGCGCGCCGCGUAACGAUCAAACGACAUCUAUUACAUUUCCUUUUUUCUCCGCUUUGUCAAAAGCAUUUCCAGGUGCAUGGGUGUACGUAUUCGUUGGGUUCUUGUAUCGGCGAUGCUUGCGCGCUAGCAGCGAUAAGGAGUCGUUCACGUUCAGAAUACUUGCUUUACUACUAUAUUCGCUUCUAAGUCCAUAUUCUCGAGCCGAGGCCCACAAUGCUUUCUCUCUUGGUCGGGCAUGGCGGGUGCCGCUGUCUAUAUGUUUGUAGUUGCUUUUUUGCUGCCGCGCCGGCGUUCGAUGUUUGUAAUACGCUGUUUUCUUUAAGACGGAGAGGAGUUAGAG
Mytilinidion resinicola is the source of this 1524-nucleotide messenger RNA. RefSeq names its product glycosyltransferase family 32 protein. Gene Ontology annotation, molecular function: mannosyltransferase activity. Gene Ontology annotation, biological process: mannosyl-inositol phosphorylceramide biosynthetic process. Lineage: Eukaryota; Fungi; Ascomycota; Dothideomycetes; Mytilinidiales; Mytilinidiaceae. The transcript has 5 exons. Bases 161 to 1162 code for a protein of 333 amino acids. The record is from RefSeq and is a predicted model, not a curated record.